CCGAGAGACAGCAGAAACGCUAUUAAGCACACUGUAUUUUGGCUUCACAACAAAGAUAAUACAGAUUGCAUAAAAGGCACAUGGCUUUUCCAGACAAUACAAGUUGUUUGAAGCAAACAGAUGAAAAUCUCCUUUUUCCUGACAUAAUAGAAUUAAAUGUUGGUGGGCAAGUCUAUAUAACACGUUACCUUACUUUGGUUACCAUUCCUGGAUCACUGCUAUGGGAGAUGUUCUCACAGAAGACUGUCCAGACUUUGGCCAGGGAUAACAAAGGUCGUUUUUUCUUAGAUCGUGAUGGAUUUCUUUUUCGAUACGUAUUAGACUAUUUGAGAGACCAACAACUGUUUCUCCCUGAUCAUUUUCCUGAAAGAAGGCGACUUCAGAGAGAAGCUGAAUACUUUAAACUUCCAGAGUUAGUGAAAAUUCUAGUGGCAAAAGUCAGUAAACAAAACUGUAUUGGCGAUGAGACAUUUCAAAGUUAUGCUGAUACUAAUAUUGGAAUUGACAGGAAUCAGGCAUUUGUUAAUGCAUUUGCAACAACUGCUGGGAAUCAGUCAACACUACCAGACCAGCAGUGCUAUGGUUUCAUCUCCAUUGGCUAUCAUGGCUCUUACACAUUGGUCAGAGAAAGUCAAACAGAUGCCAAAUUCAGAAGGGUGUCAAGAAUUAUGGUAUGUGGUAGGACCUCAUUAGCUAAAGAAGUUUUCGGUGAAACACUCAAUGAGAGUAAAGAUCCAUAUCGACCUCCUGAAACAUACACCUCAAGGUACUACCUCAAAUAUAAUUUUUUGGAACAAGCAUUUGAUAAGCUGGCAGAUGCUGGGUUUCAUAUGGUGGCCUGUAACUCUGCUGGAACAUCGGCCUUUGAUCAUACUGAUGACAAGAUCUGGACAUCUUACACUGAAUACAUUUUCUACCGUAAGUGUUCCAACCAAAUUAAAAAUCUUACCUUCUACUUUCUUGCUUAUACUGUAGUAGAAGUAGACUUUAUUAAAGGGGUUAUCCAAAAUCUAACACAUGUCCCCCCCAGUGGCCGGGCCUGUCAUACAGUUUGCUGGGUGAUGCUAGGGAGGCUGAUCCCCAUCGGGGCCUGCUAUUGGCUGCUCCCCACAUCACCAGAUGUUUUGAUCUGUGCAACGGGAAGAUGCAGCGGUGGCUGUGUGGGGAUCAGGAGUGACGCAGGUGCCGGGGAGUGGGGUAUGUCAAAUUUAUAUGACAGGCUUGGGCAUUGGGGGGCAUGUGUUAGACUUUGGAUAACCACCUUAACCUCUACCGUUGCCAUGUAG
Bufo gargarizans (Asiatic toad) is the source of this 1286-nucleotide messenger RNA. RefSeq names its product BTB/POZ domain-containing protein KCTD12-like. The record is from RefSeq and is a predicted model, not a curated record. The transcript is spliced from 2 exons. Bases 81 to 1286 code for a protein of 401 amino acids. NCBI's taxonomy places the organism in Eukaryota, Metazoa, Chordata, Amphibia, Anura, Bufonidae. Gene Ontology annotation, biological process: regulation of G protein-coupled receptor signaling pathway; protein homooligomerization.